Molecule: messenger RNA, 1368 nt
Organism: Mercenaria mercenaria
Lineage: Eukaryota; Metazoa; Mollusca; Bivalvia; Venerida; Veneridae
Exons: 1
Coding region: 1-1368 (455 amino acids)
Source: RefSeq, a predicted model, not a curated record
AUGUCGUUUGCAGAUUUCAAUUUGAGGUCCCUGAGUUCUAACAGUAACAAGCUCGGUGUGCAAGCAAUCAAAGAUUCAGUCUUAGAUUUAGAUCGAUGUCCUAAGGUACUUGGCAUGAGAUGGGACACAGAGAGUGACGUUUUACUUUAUCCAGCGAAGAACAUCCCAACUACCAAAAUUAUUACCAAGAGAGAUAUAUUGCAGCAUACGUCCCGACUCUACGAUCCCUUAGGUCUACUCAGUCCAGUUACUAUCAGAGCGAAGCUACUUCUCCAAGAAUUAUGGCAACAGAUGUUUGAGUGGGACAUGCCCUUACCGCACGACAUACAAGAAAAAUGGCGUAGUUUGAUUACAGACUUGAAAUCAGUGACAACCACUACGUUUCCUAGAUACUACUUUGAGAAUACACCGUAUACAUCCAACUACACCUGUAUUCACAUAUUCUGCGACGCUAGUUUGUUAUCUUAUUGUGCUACGGCAUACGUCUGCAGAGACAACCAGUCUACAUUGAUGAUGGCUAAGACGCGUGUUGCUCCGUUGAAAAAGUUAACGUUACCGAGGUUAGAGCUGAUGGAUGCAGUGAUUGGUUCCAGACUCUGUAAACACAUGAAGCAGAACACAAGCAUACCACAGAUACACCUUUGGUCAGAUAGUCAGAUUGUGUUGUACUGGCUCCAGACGUCCAAGACACUCCGGCGAUUCGUUAGGAACCGCCCGACGAAGGACAAUCCCGCAGAUUUACUCACCAGAGGAAUUUCGACAUCGCACUUCAAAGUCAGUAAUCUAUGGUUCCACGGACCUAAAUGGCUCACUACACCUGACAGUUGGCCAGUUUGGCAAGAAAGAGAUACUUAUGUUACUAUGGCAACGAUUACAGAUCCAGUACCUACUAGCAAAUCAGAAGAUGCAGCUUUACCAGUGAACAACAGCAGUUUUGUCGACAUGUCAAGAUUCAGCUCGUUGGCAAAGUUACUCAGAGUUACAGCUUAUGUACUGCGUUUCAUAGAUAACUUUCGAGGCGGGAGGUCCACUGGAAGUCAAGAAACUUUAACUACAGAGGAACUUCACAGGGCAGAGAAGGUGUGCAUACGAAGCUGCCAGAUGUCUAAAUAUCAAGCAGAAGUGAAAGAUAUACAGACCAAGAGAUACAAACUCCCACUAUCUAGACAACUUAAAUUAUUUCUCAACAGUGGGAUUUGGAAGUGCCGUGGAUGUAUCCACAAUGCACCACUAGACGAAAUGACCAAGUAUCCGUACCUGUUACCAGCUAAACAUCCAUUCACCAACUUGGUUAUCAAGGACGCACACUCAAGAUUACUACAUGCCGGCGUUAGUUCAACUAUCACGUUCUUAAGACAGAAAUACUAG